This is a messenger RNA of Bufo bufo (common toad), 1641 nucleotides long. It is a transcript of the gene WASF3, whose product is annotated as WASP family member 3. Bases 148 to 1641 code for a protein of 497 amino acids. Gene Ontology annotation, biological process: actin cytoskeleton organization; positive regulation of Arp2/3 complex-mediated actin nucleation. The transcript is spliced from 10 exons. Gene Ontology annotation, cellular component: cytoskeleton; SCAR complex. Gene Ontology annotation, molecular function: actin binding; Arp2/3 complex binding; protein kinase A regulatory subunit binding. The record is from RefSeq and is a predicted model, not a curated record. Lineage: Eukaryota; Metazoa; Chordata; Amphibia; Anura; Bufonidae.
GGGAGGACACGGACCAGCGGCACCGUUAUCCUACCCUGAGGCGGGAGAGCGCGGCCGGGGACAGCUAGCAGCACGGUCACGUUUCAAAGGAUCAACGACCUCUGCCAAAAUCUCCCUCAUAAAAGAUCUGGAGAUCGAUACUAAGCCAUGCCUUUGGUGAAGAGAAACAUAGAACCCCGGCACCUCUGCCGGGGAACGGUGCCGGAUGGGAUCACCAGUGAACUGGAGUGCGUGACCAAUAAUACCCUUGCUGCCAUCAUCCGACAGCUCAGCAGCCUAAGCAAGCACGCAGAAGACAUAUUUGGCGAGUUGUUUAAUGAGGCGAAUACUUUCUACAUCAGAGCAAAUUCUCUUCAAGACAGAAUCGAUCGGCUCGCUGUCAAAGUCACCCAGCUGGAUUCAACGGUGGAAGAGGUUUCCCUUCAAGAUAUUAACAUGCGAAAAGCUUUCAAGAGUUCAACCAUCCAAGACCAGCAAGUGGUCUCAAGAAACAGCAUUCCCCACCCGAUCACUGACCUCUACAACACCUGCGACAGGCCGCCCCCACUUAAUAUACUCUCCCCUUACAGGGAUGACAGAAAGGAUGGCUUGAAGUUUUACACAGAUCCUUCCUAUUUCUUUGACCUUUGGAAGGAGAAGAUGCUGCAAGACACGGAGGAUAAAAGAAAAGAGAAAAGGAGGCAGAAGGAACAAAAGCGCGUGGAUGGCACAACUCGUGAAGUGAAAAAAGUCAGGAAAGCCAGGAACAGACGUCAGGAGUGGAACAUAAUGGCCUAUGACAAAGAGCUGCGGCCUGACAACAGGCUGUCUCCAAAUGUAUACCAAGCAGCGUCUUCUGAGGGAUCCAUGUCCCCGGACACUAGGUCUCAUGUAUCCGAUUUGACUGAAUACUCCUAUCCUGCAACCCCAAAUCACUCCAUGCAUCAACAUUCCGUGACCCCAACUUAUGUUGGAUCAGGAGAAUCACUGCAUCAUAUAGGCACCAAUCAAUUCCAUGAGCACGAUUACAGAUCCUCAACUGGCACUUUAAGACAUGGGACGUUGAGUAGACCACAACAGCCGCCGCCACCACCACCAUCAACUAUGGAUGGACCGCAUCCACCGCCCCUAACUUCUGCUGAACGGGUUCUGCCAGCACAGAUGAUGGAAUAUUAUUCCACUGGAUCACCACCUCCUCCUCCACCAGUCAUUCCUUCAGCUCAAACUGCUUUUGUUAGUCCACUUCAGCACCCAGUCCCUGGAUCCCCUGGAGGGCAGUUGUCUGGAUUGCCAUAUGCACCUUCUCCACCUCCGGGUGGAAUCAUCAUCUCUGCUUCAAGUGGGCCUCCUCCACCACCACCAGGACCACCUUCAUCAGUUCUGUCUCUCUCUUCAUCUCCAAUGCACUUUGCCAAAGUGUUAGAAGCAAAACGUCACGAUGGUGCACAUCUCCUUGGCCUGACAAGUGACGCUCGUAGUGAUCUCCUCUCUGCUAUCAGGAUGGGAAUCCGGCUGAAAAAAGUACAAGAACAGCGUGAACAGGAAGCCAAACGAGAACCAGUUGGGAAUGAUGUUGCGACAAUCCUGUCCAGGCGCAUUGCGGUGGAGUACAGCGACUCUGAGGACGAUUCAGAGUUUGAUGAAAAUGACUGGUCUGACUGA